This is a messenger RNA of Ascoidea rubescens DSM 1968, 410 nucleotides long. It is a transcript of the gene COX17, whose product is annotated as copper metallochaperone COX17. The transcript is spliced from 2 exons. Lineage: Eukaryota; Fungi; Ascomycota; Saccharomycetes; Ascoideales; Ascoideaceae. The record is from RefSeq and is a predicted model, not a curated record. Bases 35 to 247 code for a protein of 70 amino acids. Gene Ontology annotation, cellular component: mitochondrial intermembrane space. Gene Ontology annotation, molecular function: copper ion binding; copper chaperone activity. Gene Ontology annotation, biological process: mitochondrial respiratory chain complex IV assembly.
GGAACAUCAGCUCUCACAGAAACACUAUUGCAGAAUGUUUGAGGGAAUCAAAAACUGGUUUACUGGCAGCAAGCCAGCAGUCGAGCAGUGUGAAAUUAACAAGCCAAAGCCAUGCUGUGUGUGUAAAGACGAAAAGGCUACAAGAGAUGAGUGCUUGCUCAAGUUUGGUCAAGAUUCUGGUAAAUGUGAUGAUAUUAUUCUUGCUUACAAAAAAUGUAUGAAAGGUUAUGGGUUUGAAACCUUUUAAUAAAUCUAUUUAUUAAGGGCAAAUAAGCUUAUUAGAUAUUAUUCAAUGAAAUUCAUGUAAAUAUGGUACAAUUAAAACUAAAAUUUAUAUAAAAAUUUUUCUCUUUUCUCCUUUUCCUUUUGGGCAUUUUGUCUAAAUAAAAGUAGCAUAUCAAACUAUUAUG